Molecule: messenger RNA, 237 nt
Organism: Paramecium octaurelia
Lineage: Eukaryota; Ciliophora; Oligohymenophorea; Peniculida; Parameciidae
Source: the annotation of a GenBank genome assembly
AUGGGUUGCUCUUUACAGAAACCACCUAAUCAUAACCUCGCAAAGCAACGAUUCUCUAUUAAUAUACAAACAUGUAAUAGGGCAUUCUCAUUAAAUUUAGUAACACCGGAUAAAAAACCGAGUCUGGAUGUUUUUAACCCUACAUUAGGGAAAAUUGUAUCGGUGCCAGUACUAGUACCUGCUUCUAAAAGUAGCAUAGUGGUGAGAAGAAGCACACAAUUGACUAUAGGAUAAUGA